UCAUCUCUCUUACAAAAAUCAAAAACAUUUUACUUUUUUUUUAAAUUUGUUUGAUGAUUCUUCUUGUUUGUUUGAUCAGUAAAAAAGAAAAAAGAAAAACCUAUUUCUCAAGUUUCAUCGAUUCAUUCUAUCACUCAGUCCUUUUCUCUCUUGUCGGGGAUUCUACUGCUCACUCUAUUGUCUUUUUUACAGUUCAAACCUAAUUCUUUUUUAAAUUUUCUGUCUUUGAAUUAAGGAAAUUAAAAGUUUAAGAAAAAAACAGAAAAAGAAAGAAAAAGAAUUAAAGGGUUGUUUGAAAAGUGAUCAAAUAAUUCGUGCAAUGUCACAAGAUACUGAACAGAUAAAAACGGUAGCAGAGAAAUGGAAAUGGUCUGAAAUGCAAGGACUUGAACCUAUCCAUCUCGACUCCGCUGCUAAUAGAUUUAUAUCUAAUGAAGAAGAUCGUUCAAGAGAUUUAUUAUACAUAGACGAACAAGAAAAAGAAGAAGAGAAACAAAAACAACCACGGGAGAGAAGAAGAGAUACUAGAGAGAACGAAAACAUGGAGAAGAAAGAUGGCAGUAGUGGUGCGGAAAAACCAAAUUCAAUAGAACCAGUUGCAUUUAAAGAGUUGUUUAGAUUUGCAGAUAGAUUGGAUUAUGUUCUAAUGGGUAUUGGAACAGUAGGUGCUCUUGUUCAUGGUUGUUCAUUGCCCGUUUUUCUUCGCUUCUUUGCUGAUCUUGUGAAUUCUUUUGGUUCUAAUGCUAACAAUGUAGAUAAGAUGAUGCAAGAAGUUUUAAAGUAUGCGUUUUACUUUCUGGUGGUGGGUGCAGCAAUUUGGGCUUCUUCUUGGGCAGAAAUAUCAUGUUGGAUGUGGACAGGAGAGCGACAAUCGACAAAGAUGAGAAUUAAAUACUUAGAAGCUGUUUUGAGUCAAGAUAUUCAGUACUUCGACACUGAAGUUCGAACCUCAGACGUUGUUUUCGCCAUUAACAGUGAUGCUGUUAUGGUUCAAGAUGCUAUUAGUGAGAAGUUGGGUAAUUUCAUCCAUUACAUGGCGACUUUCGUGUCCGGAUUCGUAGUGGGUUUUACUGCAGCUUGGCAAUUAGCCUUAGUGACACUUGCUGUUGUUCCUCUCAUAGCUAUAGUUGGAGGAAUUCAGACCACCACUUUAGCUAAGCUCUCUAUCAAGAGCCAGGAAGCUCUUUCAGAAGCAGGAAAUAUUGCUGAGCAGACAAUAGUGCAAAUCAAGACGGUUCUGUCGUUCGUAGGGGAAUCGAGAGCAUUAAAAGCUUAUUCCUCUGCAUUAAGAAUCUCUCAAAAGAUCGGAUACAAGACUGGUUUUGCCAAAGGAAUGGGAUUGGGUGCAACAUACUUUGUUGUUUUCUGUUGCUAUGCACUUCUACUUUGGUACGGAGGUUAUCUCGUUAGACAUGACUAUACCAAUGGAGGACUAGCCAUAUCAACCAUGUUUGCAGUUAUGAUAGGGGGAAUAGGUUUGGCACAAUCUGCCCCAAGUAUCAGCGCCUUUGCUAAUGCCAAAGUUGCUGCUGCAAAGAUUUUCCGUGUCAUCGAUCACAAUCCUAGUAUCCGCAAAAAUGAGUCGGGUCUGGAGUUGAAUUCUGUUUCAGGUCACAUAGAACUGAAAAAUGUGGAAUUUUCAUACCCGUCAAGGCCAGAUGUUAAGAUCCUAUCAGACAUCUCUCUAAAUGUACAGCCAGGGAAGACCAUAGCCUUAGUAGGAAGCAGUGGCUCCGGUAAGAGCACUGUUGUUUCUCUCAUUGAGAGAUUUUAUGAUCCCACUUCAGGACAAGUUCUGUUAGAUGGGCAUGACAUAAAAACACUGAAGUUAAAAUGGUUGAGGCAACAAAUAGGACUUGUGAGUCAAGAGCCAGCUCUAUUUGCAACCACCAUCAGAGAAAACAUGCUCUUGGGAAGAAGUGAUGCUACACAGGUGGAAAUUGAAGAGGCAGCAAGAGUAGCUAAUGCACACUCUUUUAUCAUUAAACUUCCUCUUGGUUAUGAUACUCAGGUAGGAGAGAGAGGGUUACAGCUCUCAGGAGGGCAAAAGCAGAGAAUUGCUAUAGCCCGAGCAAUGCUCAAGAAUCCAGCAAUCCUGCUCUUGGAUGAAGCAACAAGUGCACUAGACUCGGAAUCUGAGAAACUGGUGCAAGAAGCUCUUGAUAGGUUCAUGAUUGGGAGGACAACUCUUGUCAUUGCUCAUCGGCUCUCAACUAUCCGGAAGGCUGAUCUUGUGGCUGUUCUACAGCAAGGAAGCGUGUCUGAGAUUGGUACCCACGAAGAGCUAUUUUUGAAAGGGGACAAUGGCGUCUAUGCCAAACUUAUUCGCAUGCAGGAGACUUCAAAUGAAACUGCUCUCAACAAUGGCAGGAAAAGCAGUGCAAGGCCUUCAAGUGCAAGAAACUCGGUCAGCUCACCCAUAAUCGGUCGUAAUUCAUCCUAUGGGAGGUCGCCUUAUUCUCGUCGACUUUCAGACUUUUCCACAUCUGAAUUCAGCCUCUCCCUUGAUGGUACUCAACCGAACUACCGGCUCGAGAAACUUGCUUUCAAAGAUCAAGCCAGUACCUUUUUGCGCCUCGCGAAGAUGAAUUCCCCUGAGUGGGUUUAUGCUCUCUUUGGCUCCAUCGGCUCUGUUAUCUGUGGUUCCAUGAGUGCCUUCUUUGCUUACGUUCUCAGUGCUGUCAUGAGUGUCUACUACAGCCAAGACUAUGUAUACAUGCGCCGUGAGAUUGGUAAAUACUGUUAUUUCUUGAUUGGGGUGUCAUCCGCAGCUCUCAUUUUCAACACCCUACAGCAUUACUACUGGGACGUUGUUGGGGAGAAUCUAACAAAGCGAGUGAGAGAGAAAAUGUUGGCAUCUAUAAUGAAGAAUGAAAUGGCAUGGUUCGACCAAGAGGAGAAUGAGAGUGGUAGGAUUGCAGCAAGGCUAGCACUUGACGCUAAUAAUGUCCGUUCAGCAAUUGGAGACCGAAUUUCAGUCAUCAUGCAGAAUUCGUCUCUCAUGCUUGUAGCUUGCACGGCAGGGUUCGUCCUGGAAUGGCGUCUUGCUCUUCUUCUCAUUGCAGUCUUCCCUGUUGUGGUGGCCGCAACUGUUUUGCAGAAAAUGUUCAUGAAAGGCUUUUCAGGAGAUCUGGAAGGUUCCCAUGCCAAGGCCACGCAACUAGCAGGCGAAGCAGUAAGCAAUGUCAGAACAGUCGCAGCCUUCAAUUCAGAGGAAAAGAUUGUAGGUCUCUUCUCUUCAAACCUCGAGAUACCUCUAAAAAGAUGCUUCUGGAAAGGGCAGAUUGCUGGAAGUGGGUAUGGAGUAGCUCAAUUCUUACUUUAUGCCUCGUACGCUCUUGGGUUAUGGUAUGCAUCCUGGCUGGUAAAGCAUGGCAUAUCGGAUUUCUCAAAGACAAUCCGGGUGUUCAUGGUCCUAAUGGUGUCGGCAAACGGAGCUGCUGAAACACUAACACUAGCACCAGAUUUCAUUAAAGGUGGACAAGCCAUGAAAUCUGUAUUUGAUCUCCUUGAUCGAAGAACAGAAAUCGAACCAGAUGAACUGGAUUCUACACCUGCUCCUGAAACUUUACGUGGAGAAGUUGAAUUUAAGCAUGUGGACUUCGCUUAUCCAUCUCGUCCUGACAGUCAGAUCUUUAGAGAUCUUACACUUCGUGCGCGGGCAGGAAAGACCCUUGCUCUUGUUGGACCUAGUGGUUGUGGGAAAAGUUCUGUCAUUUCCCUAGUACAAAGAUUCUAUGAACCAACAUCAGGAAGGAUACUAAUUGAUGGCAAAGACAUACGUAAAUACAAUCUCAAGUCACUAAGAAAACACAUAGCAAUGGUACCUCAAGAGCCUUGCCUUUUUGCUGCUACUAUACAUGAAAAUAUUGCUUAUGGAAGUGAAUCAGCAACCGAAGCGGAGGUUAUAGAGGCAGCAACGCUAGCAAAUGCGCAUAAGUUCAUAUCAGCACUGCCUGAAGGUUAUAACACAUGGGUAGGAGAGAGAGGGAUACAAUUGUCAGGUGGACAAAGACAGAGGAUUGCUAUUGCUAGAGGUUUAAUCAAGAAGGCUGACAUAAUGUUACUAGAUGAGGCAACAAGUGCACUUGAUGUAGAGUCAGAGAGAAGCGUACAAGAGGCACUUGAACGGGCAAGUUCAGGAAGGACAACUAUAAUUGUUGCACAUAGAUUGUCAACAAUAAGGAACGCUAAUGUGAUAGCAGUGAUUGAUGAGGGGAAAGUAGUAGAACAAGGAUCCCACUCACAUCUGUUGAAACACUAUCCGGAUGGGUGCUAUGCAAAUAUGAUACAAUUGCAAAGGUUCGGUAAGGGGGCGCAAGGUAUUGCUCCAGGGUCAAGUUCUUCGAUGGGAGGAGAAAGAAAAGUCUGUAUCUGAGGGACAGAAACAAGAGAUAAAGGCAUCAGGAUUCAAGACCCGUUUUCUUUUUAGUGAUUCUGCUUUGGUUGAAGCAUCUUAUGUUAAUAACUUAGGAUACAGUAGUACUUUCUUCUGUUUUGUUUUUUAUUUGCUCAUUGUAGUCAUUCCGAUUAAGCUAUAACAAAAAGAAGCUGAAUUUAGAAAGGGAUAUAUAUAUGCUUCUUCACUCUA
Messenger RNA from Papaver somniferum (opium poppy), 4591 nucleotides. Its product is annotated as ABC transporter B family member 1-like. The transcript has 10 exons. The record is from RefSeq and is a predicted model, not a curated record. The coding region runs from base 320 to 4378 and encodes 1352 amino acids. Gene Ontology annotation, cellular component: membrane. Gene Ontology annotation, biological process: transmembrane transport. NCBI's taxonomy places the organism in Eukaryota, Viridiplantae, Streptophyta, Magnoliopsida, Ranunculales, Papaveraceae. Gene Ontology annotation, molecular function: ATP hydrolysis activity; ABC-type transporter activity; ATP binding.